Messenger RNA from Lycium barbarum (goji berry), 2711 nucleotides. RefSeq names its product G-type lectin S-receptor-like serine/threonine-protein kinase At4g27290. The record is from RefSeq and is a predicted model, not a curated record. NCBI's taxonomy places the organism in Eukaryota, Viridiplantae, Streptophyta, Magnoliopsida, Solanales, Solanaceae. Gene Ontology annotation, biological process: recognition of pollen; protein phosphorylation. Bases 70 to 2553 code for a protein of 827 amino acids. The transcript is spliced from 7 exons. Gene Ontology annotation, molecular function: ATP binding; protein serine/threonine kinase activity.
ACUUUAUUGUGCUGCUGCCAGCUGCCAAAGAACUCUAAAAAUGGAAGACUUCCAAAUUUGCAAAGCACCAUGAAGGUCGGUUUUCAUUUUCAACUCUUCUUCCUUAUCUCCUUAUUUUCCAUCCACCAAAUUCUAAGUGCUGCAUCAGAUACCAUAACAACAACUCAGUUUCUCAAAGAUGGUGAACUCAAUAUCACUUCAUCUGGUGGAACUUUCCAAAUGGGAUUCUUUAGUCCAGGUAACUCCAAGAACCGUUAUCUUGGUAUAUGGUACAAGAACAUUCCUGUUACUACAGUUGUUUGGGUUGCCAACAGAGAAUCUCCACUGACAACUAAUUCAGGUACCUUAAAAGUUAUCAAACCAGGAAGACUUGUCAUAAUGAAUGAUACUGACCACAUCAUAUGGUCUACAAAUACUUCAAGAUCCGUGCUAAAUCCUGUUGCAAAGUUGUUGGAUUCGGGGAAUCUUGUCGUUAAAGAUGCUGGUGAUGAUGAAAUAAGGAGUUUUCUUUGGCAGAGUUUUGAUUAUCCUACUGAUACACUUUUACCUGGUAUGAAAAUGGGGUGGAAUUUUGUGACUGGUAAAGAAGUUUACUUGUCGCCGUGGAAGAAUGAGGAGGAUCCAGCUCCAGGUGAUUAUACAUACCAUUGUGAUCCUUCUGGUUAUCCACAGAACAUACUGAAGAAAGGGAAAAAAGUGAUAUACAGGUCUGGACCAUGGAAUGGAUUAAGGUUUAGUGGUGCAGCAAGUUCAAGAGAAAGUCCAUUUUAUACAUUUGGUGUGUUUUCAACUAAAACAGAAGUGUAUUUUAGUUAUCGGCUUUUAGCUUCGGUUAUUACUAGGUUUGUUUUGAAUCAGAAUGGUGUGUUACAACGAUGGACUUGGGGCGAUAGGAAUAAGGGUUGGGCACUUUACCUCUCGUUGCCAACGGAUAAUUGUGAUACUUAUAAGUUAUGUGGGGGAUAUGGUAGUUGUAAUAGUUUGAAUUCACCAGUAUGUGGAUGUUUAGACAAGUUUGUGCCUAAACACGCGGAAGAUUGGAGGAAAGCAGAUUGGUCAAGUGGUUGUGUUAGGAGAACUGAACUGAAUUGCGUUAAGGGUGAUGUGUUUUUGAAGUAUUCGAGACUUAAAUUACCAGACACGCGAAAUUCAUGGUUCAAUGUAACUAUGGACCUUGAAGAAUGUAAGAGAAUUUGCUUGAGAAAUUGCUCUUGUAUGGCUUACUCAAAUCUUGACUUACGCAAUGGAGGAAGCGGUUGCUUAUUGUGGUUUGAAGAUCUGCUUGAUAUUCGACAGCUACCCAACGAAGGGCAAGAUAUCUACAUUAGAAUGGCUGCCUCUGAAUUAGCUAGUCAGGAUAAAUCAAAUGGACACAAAGGAAAACUACUUUCCUGGAUUAUCCCAUUAUCAGCUGGAGUGAUUUUGGUAAUCCUAAGCCUAGUGAUCUGCAUUAGAAGAAGGAAAAGAGCUUCAGAGAAAAAGAAAGGAUGUGGGGGGUGCAAUGGCAAUCACAAGAUGGAUUAUCACAACGUAAACCACAGUGAAGAAUUUGAGUUACCACUAUUUGAUUUAUCUACAAUAGCUAAAUCUACGAAUAACUUUUCAGUGGCAAGCAAAAUUGGAGAAGGUGGCUAUGGACCUGUUUACAAGGGGGUGCUUGAACAAGGACAGGAAAUAGCUGUGAAGCGGCUAUCUAGGACUUCGACACAAGGACAAGAUGAGUUCAAGAAUGAAGUGAUGUAUAUUGUGAAACUUCAGCAUAGAAAUCUGGUGAAGAUUCUUGGAUGCUGCAUUGAAGGAGAAGAAAAAAUGUUGAUCUAUGAGUACAUGCCAAAUGGAAGUCUUGAUUCAUUCAUAUUUGAUGACACACAAAGCUGGGUAUUAGACUGGCCUAAGCGCUUUCACAUCAUCAACGGGAUAGCACGGGGACUAAUGUAUCUGCAUCAAGAUUCUCAGUUGAGGAUCAUUCACAGGGACCUGAAAGCUAACAAUAUUUUACUAGACAAUGACAUGAAUCCAAAGAUAUCAGAUUUUGGCCUAGCAAGAAGUUGUGAAGACGACGAGUUUGGAGCCAAGACACACCGAGUAGUUGGAACAUAUGGCUACCUCUCACCGGAAUAUGCUGUACAUGGGGUCUACUCGGUGAAGUCAGAUGUAUUUAGCUAUGGUGUCUUAGUGCUGGAAAUUGUGAGCGGUAAAAGCAACAGAAGAUUCUCUCAUCCAGACCAUAGCCUUAACCUCCUUGGACAUGCAUGGAAACUCUAUAAAGAAGGUAGAUCAAUGGAAUCACUUGGGGAAUUCCCCGUUGAUGUUCGUUCUACACCUGAAGUGAUACGAUCAAUCCAUGUUGGUCUAUUGUGCGUGCAACAUUGUCCAGAAGAUCGUCCAAGUAUGUCUUCAGUGGUUAUGAUGUUAAACAACGAGGGUGUACUGCCACCUGCUAAACAGCCAGGUUUCUACGUAGAAGCAAAUGCACCGGAUAAAGAAUUCUCUUCUAGUCAAUAUGCACAUGGUACAAAUGAGAUCACCAUCACAACAUUAGAUGCAAGAUAGAAAAUAACAAUUUUUUAUACCCUUAAUUCUUUUGUUCUUUUUAGCAAUGUAGCUAACCAUGCAUAGUGAAAGUUCCUAUUUCGAGCUGCUCAAGAAGAGUGCAGUCAUCUUCUUGUAACUCGGUGCAAAAACUGCCAAAUGUGUACAUUGUUUAUAUC